Messenger RNA from Durusdinium trenchii, 561 nucleotides. NCBI's taxonomy places the organism in Eukaryota, Dinophyceae, Suessiales, Symbiodiniaceae. The record is from the annotation of a GenBank genome assembly.
AUGGGAGGGAGCAUGGGCAGUGGCAUGGGCCUGCCUGGGCCCAUGGGUGGACCCAAUGCAUGUGGCGGUGGGCCGGAUAAGGGCAAGGAAGGUGAAGGGGAUGAGAUGCAGCAACAGGUCAUGCUUCAGAUGCAAAUGCAGAUGCAGAUGAUGAUGAUGGGCGCCAUGAUGGGCUCAAUGCUGGGAGAAGGUGAUGAUAAAGAAGGAAAAAAGUCAAAAAAACAGAAAAAGGCCAAAAAGGAAGGAGAUGAUGGCUUGCCACCCGGCUCGUCCAAUGACAUGAGCCAUCCAAGCUACAGGCCUCAUGAUAUGGAGCAGAUUCCUGGAGUCACCGACCAGCGUUUUGAAGGACGCAUCACCAUGUGGCUCGAGGACAAAGGCUAUGGCUUCAUUGGCAACGAAGAGCUUAAACAACGAUUCAAUGGCAUGGAUGUGUUCCUGCAUGUGAACCAGAAGCGGCACUUUGGCCAGGGUGAUGCUGUUAAAUUCAGCGUCUUCAAAAACUACAGGGGCCAGCCACAAGCCACAGAGUUGAGAAAUGCCCGGCCCUCCCUCGGAUAG